Gadus macrocephalus (Pacific cod) is the source of this 2818-nucleotide messenger RNA. It is a transcript of the gene piga, whose product is annotated as phosphatidylinositol glycan anchor biosynthesis, class A. Gene Ontology annotation, biological process: GPI anchor biosynthetic process. The record is from RefSeq and is a predicted model, not a curated record. NCBI's taxonomy places the organism in Eukaryota, Metazoa, Chordata, Actinopteri, Gadiformes, Gadidae. Gene Ontology annotation, cellular component: glycosylphosphatidylinositol-N-acetylglucosaminyltransferase (GPI-GnT) complex. Gene Ontology annotation, molecular function: phosphatidylinositol N-acetylglucosaminyltransferase activity.
UAUUAUUCACGUUUUGUUUGCCAUUCAACUAUAUUGGUAAUUUAAAUGUAUACAUGAUCUACGUACAGUUUCUUCUUGCAAUAAACAGUUUUAGAAGUGAUUUCAGGGCUUUUGAUUGAAUAAUGAUUGUUUAAAUCAUGCUAAUGUUUAAAAGUCUUUAUCAUUCAAACUGAAACGCGUCAGAGCAGGUCUCCGUGUGACGACACAGAGCCUACCCGGAAGUGGCUCACCGAGCUGAAACCGGCUCAGCAGAUGGUUAACGUUCAUCUGACACUUCUGAGAGGACUAGAACAUGUUUACAAGCUCUUCGUGGACCUCGUGAAGAAGUCCUCCUGACCUCCGGAUGGCCCCGUGGAGGAGGAAGGCCGACGGGACGGGGGAACGCGCUUCCGAGGCGGACACCACCGUCCCCACCCCCACCCAGAAGCACAGUAUCUGCAUGGUGUCGGACUUCUUCUACCCCAAUAUGGGCGGGGUCGAGAGCCACAUCUACCAGCUGUCGCAGUGCCUGAUGGAGAAGGGCCACAAGGUGGUGAUCGCCACGCACGCGUACGGCCGCCGGAAGGGCGUGCGCUACCUGACUGGCGGGCUGAAGGUGUACUACCUGCCCCUGCAGGUGUUGUACAACCAGUCCACCGCCACCAGCUGCUUCCACAGCCUGCCGCUGCUGCGCUGCGUGUUCGUGAGGGAGGCGGUCACCGUGGUGCACGCCCACAGCUCCUUCUCCGCCAUGGCCCACGACGCCCUGUUCCACGCCAAGACCAUGGGUCUGAACACGGUGUUCACUGACCACUCCCUCUUCGGCUUUGCGGACAUGAGCUCGGUCCUGACCAACAAGCUGCUGACGGUGUCGUUGUGCGACACCACCCACAUCGUGUGCGUCUCCUACACCAGCAAGGAGAACACGGUGCUGCGGGCGGCGCUGGACCCCCGCAUCGUCUCCGUCAUCCCCAACGCCGUGGACCCCACCGACUUCACCCCCGACCCCGCCCGGGCCCCCAGGGGCCGCAUCACCGUGGUGGUGAUCAGCAGACUGGUGUACCGCAAGGGCAUCGACCUCCGGGGCAUCAUCCCGGAGCUCUGCCUCAGACACCCCGACCUUGACUUCCUGAUCGGGGGGGAGGGGCCUAAGAGGAUCGUCCUGGAGGAGGUGAGGGAGAAGUACCAGCUGCACGACAGGGUGCGCCUGCUGGGGGCCCUGGAGCACCGGGAGGUGCGGGACGUCCUGGUGCAGGGGCACAUCUUCCUCAACACCUCCCUGACCGAGGCCUUCUGCAUGGCCAUCGUGGAGGGGGCCAGCUGCGGCCUGCAGGUGGUGAGUACCCGUGUGGGGGGGAUCCCCGAGGUGCUCCCUGAUGACCUCAUCCUGCUGUGUGACCCCACCGUGCGCUCGCUGAGCGACGGGCUGGAGGCCGUGAUUGGCCGGCUGCGGCGCGGCGCCGUGGCCUCACCCGCCGCUGUGCACGCCCGCGUGAGGAGCCUCUACACCUGGAGGGACGUGGCGGAGCGCACCGAGAAGGUGUAUGACCGGGUGUGUGUGGAGGAGGUCCUCCCGCUGGCCGGCCGGUUGCUCCGCCUCCGGGACCACUGCGGGGGCGUGGCCGGCUCCAUCUUCGCCUUCGUCGCCGUCCUCAACUUCCUGUUCCUGCUGCUGCUGCGCUGGCUGGUCCCGGACCAGGGCAUGGACCGCGCCCUGGACGCCAGCGGGCCCCGGGCGCUGUGGGGGCCCCCGCAACGGGACCCACCAGCAGAGGAGGCUGGAGAGGGCUCCCAACCGCAGAGGCACCCCUGGUCUGAUGGGGCCCCUACAGCAGAGGGACCCCUGGUCUGAUGGGGCCCCUACAGCAGAGGGACCCCUGGUCUGAUGGGGCCCCUACAGCAGAGGGACCCCUGGUCUGAUGGGGCCCCUACAGCAGAGGGACCCCUGGUCUGAUGGGGCCCCUACAGCAGAGGGACCCCUGGUCUGAUGGGGCCCCUACAGCAGAGGGACCCCUGGUCUGAUGGGGCCCCUACAGCAGAGGGACCCCUGGUCCGAUGGGGCCCCUACAGCAGAGGGACCCCUGGUCUGAUGGGGCCCCUACAGCAGAGGGACCCCUGGUCUGAUGGGGCCCCUACAGCAGAGGGACUUCGGUCGUCUUCAUGAACACUGGAUUGUUUCCAUGGAGGGACACACAAGGUCCCCCCAGAGGGGCCCCUCCGGUCUCGGGGGGGGGGGGGGGGGGGGGGGGGCUCCAGGUCUCCAGGGGGCCCCUCCAGGGCCACAGGCCUUUAGGGUCUGGCAGCGUUGGACUUAUCUGCACCAAGAUGGUUAACCCCUACAGACUGGCCAGAUGUUUAACCCCUACAGACUGGCCAGAUGGUUAACCCCUACAGACUGGCCAGAUGGUUAACCCCUACAGACUGGCCAGAUGUUUAACCCCUACAGACUGGCCAGAUGUUUAACCACUAGAGACUGGCCAGAUGUUUAACCCCUACAGACUGGCCAGAUGUUUAACCACUAGAGACUGGCCAGAUGUUUAACCACUAGAGACUGGCCAGAUGUUUAACCACUAGAGACUGGCCAGAUGUUAGGGCGCUGUGACCAGCGGCCGGUGAUCUCUGGCCUCCGCUCCGAGAGGGUCUGACUGCCUUCUAAGGACGCUGAUGUUUGAUUUGCACCCUAACGAUCGACGGCCCCCGGGCACACACAUGCUAAUCAGGACCCCUUGACUCAGCGCUCUGGGGCGGAGGAACAGAUUAGAAUGCUAAUCAGGAUGUCUUUUUGUAAAUGCUUUUGGCACAGUGAAAGUAUAUUUCUAUAAAUAACAUUUCCUACCAA